CUUGUCAGCAAUGGUCGAGGUCCUCGAUAUCGCAUCGGAAAUUGCAGCAGAGAAUGAACCGGUGACAGUACCGUCAAUAGACCCGUCGAUCUGCCUGUUGUGCAAUCGUCACUUUGCAAAAUACACAUGUCCUCGCUGUGCAAUUCCGUACUGUUCAUUGGCGUGUUAUAAAGGGGAGAGACAUGCGGAAUGUUCAGAAGAUUUCUAUAAGACCAGUCUGAUUGAGGAGAUUAAGAACAAGAAGGUCGAUGAUGAGCAGAAGCGGAGUAUGCUUGAUGUCCUGAAGAGGUUCGAGGAGGAUCAAGGUGUAGCGGAUGAAGAACUGCAAGAGAUUCUGAGAGAAGAAGGCGACGGAGAAGGCUUGGAAGAUGAGGAAGAAUCCGACAACACAGAUUUGAAAUUGAGAUUGGAAGGGCUUGACCUAGAUGAAGCAUCCUUUGAAGAGAUGUGGCAGAGACUGACGCCAGAAGAACGAGAACGCUUCGUCCAAAUUGCACGAGAAGCAGAAGAGCAAGGUGUCGACCUCGAUGACUCCGAGCCAGAAUGAGAUAAAUCCGCA
Molecule: messenger RNA, 559 nt
Organism: Saitoella complicata NRRL Y-17804
Lineage: Eukaryota; Fungi; Ascomycota; Saitoellomycetes; Saitoellales; Saitoellaceae
Exons: 2
Coding region: 11-547 (178 amino acids)
Source: RefSeq, a predicted model, not a curated record